Atta colombica is the source of this 1904-nucleotide messenger RNA. Its product is annotated as potassium channel subfamily K member 10-like. Gene Ontology annotation, cellular component: membrane. The transcript has 6 exons. The coding region runs from base 307 to 1818 and encodes 503 amino acids. Gene Ontology annotation, molecular function: potassium ion leak channel activity. Gene Ontology annotation, biological process: potassium ion transmembrane transport; stabilization of membrane potential. The record is from RefSeq and is a predicted model, not a curated record. Lineage: Eukaryota; Metazoa; Arthropoda; Insecta; Hymenoptera; Formicidae.
UUUAUUAUGAUUUUUAAUUAAUCCGAGCUACAGCUGAUUGUCGUGUAUUAUUGGAGUCGACUAUAAAUUGGCAUAUCGCAUGAUGUAUUAUAACAACCCUAUCGUGGUUGCGAACCACGAAUAUCGAACGGGGGCAAGUUUUACUACGCACGCGAUCACGCAGGAUCCAUCGUAAGAGCAUGUCUAAUCAAAGAUAGGACACGUGUGCAAUUAGUUAUAGACAGAAAGGCGAUACGAGAAUCGCUUAAGAUUGCCGUCAUUGAUUCCAAGGCCGCGUUAGCUAAUUUUGGUUUGCAGAAGAGAUAUAUGUAUACAUACAUCAUAUUUCUUCCGGUUCGGUGCAACGCGUCGAAUGCACGAAGAUUUCGCUUCACAGAAUGCAUGAAGUCAGUAGUUUCGAAAGUCUCUGAGACAUCGAAUCGUCGCUAUCCGAUGGAUGUACCCCUUUUUCCGCAACCACCGACUAUUGGAGGUGUCGCGACACCGACUUUCAGUGACGUUCCAAGCGUCGCGACGCUACCACGUGUUCCGGCAUUCGUUGCUGCAUCCGUGCACGAACGAUAUGCCGUACCUUUGCGAUCCCCCUCGGGCACCAGGAAGCGACGUCGCGUCUGCAGGAACUUAGUCCAUCCACGAAUCAAGACCGCGGUCCUCGUCAAGGAUGCUGCACCUCGUCGCAUUUCUGAACUUUGCAAGAGGAUGAUGGAGCAUCGCGUGAAAAAAUAUGAAGAGGACGAUGACGACGUCGUUUGCGGCAUCGAUAUUACGGAUACACCUACUACAAUAUCUUCCGAGAUUUCACCUCAUUUAAAAAACGGUAUAAUACGGACAAAAUGGACAAAGUCCGUAACUGUCCAGACCAUAGAAGGUUUACCUCUACGAUUAAGGAUUCUGCCAUCUCUCAGAGAUAUCGAAGAGGAUAAUGGAAAUUCUUCGAAGGUCUCGAGAUUUAGAAAAUAUCUGAGAUUUUUGGGACGAUUGUUGUUAUCGCAAUUGGGUCUUCUUUGGUUACUUGUGAUAUGGAUGGUAGCAGGUGCGGCGGCGUUUUGCGCCACGGAAGGACCUCGUGAGCGCGAACAGGUCGUGUCGCUGAAGAACAUGCAGAAGGAUUUAGCAGUUGGCUUGGCGACAGAGUUGCGGCAAUUGCGGACGGAACAGGAUCAGGAUAUGGAGCCAUUAUGGAGCGAUAAAGUCCAGCAAUAUGUUAUCAAACAUGAACAACUCCUCUUGAUUGCUGUUAGUUCCGGCUAUGGCGAGGGUGGUAAUAGCGGACAGCUGUGGACAUUUCCCGGUUGUGUAUUAUUCGCCAUAUCGUUAAUUACCACUUUAGGUUUUGGGGCACCUGUUCCGCGAACAACCGCUGGCCGCACAGUAGGAGUGAUUUUCGCCGCUAUCGGUAUUCCUGCCCAUUUCCUUCUUAUAUUGAAUUUCGGUCUCAUGGUGGCUUUUCGCUUACAAAAGUAUGCGCUUACCAGACAAGGUGUGCAACUCAACAGUGAAGAAUCGAGUUAUUCCAAACACAUGCCGAAAUGGAUCCAAAUAUUGUCAUUUGUUGGCACAGUCAUAUACUAUGUUUUGGGGGUACUAUGCUUCGGCAUAGCGCGAUCGAGACCGAUCGCGGCGAGUCUGCUGUUUCCGUUAGACUUCACUGCGGCAGGCGGUCUCUCUACUAUCGUCGGUUACGUACGAAUACUGUACGGUCUGUAUUUAGAAGGCGCUGUUACUAUCGCGGCGAUAAUGGUAGCUAUAUUAAGAGUAUCAGCAACGCAAAGUCUUACAAACAUUGGACUCAAGUAUGGCCUAUUGACGAAAGAUUAAUAUGUUUAAUUUACUUAUCAUCUUCUUCACAUUUUAAUUCAAGAUAAAAACUAUAUGAUCAUAUAAGACGAUGUAAUUUCAAAGAU